Conger conger (European conger) is the source of this 2989-nucleotide messenger RNA. RefSeq names its product glutamate-cysteine ligase, catalytic subunit (gene gclc). Lineage: Eukaryota; Metazoa; Chordata; Actinopteri; Anguilliformes; Congridae. Gene Ontology annotation, cellular component: glutamate-cysteine ligase complex. Gene Ontology annotation, molecular function: glutamate-cysteine ligase activity. The transcript is spliced from 16 exons. Bases 451 to 2340 code for a protein of 629 amino acids. Gene Ontology annotation, biological process: glutathione biosynthetic process. The record is from RefSeq and is a predicted model, not a curated record.
CCGAUUUCACUCAAAAGCCGACCGAGGAGGUGUGUGUGAGUGUGCGACUGACUGAGCGCGCUGUGUUUCAGUAGCCUUCACUCACUGCUCAAACACAGAGGAGCUCCGACCUCCGGCCGCGACAAAUUACUGUGUUAAUUCACUUUUCAUUGUUCGGUGUGGUACUGUUGCCUUGGCGCAGAAGAUAAACCUUAAACUCGAGUUAGUUUUCGUUGGGGACAUUUUUAAUAAGUAAUGUGAGAAGGCCUCGUGUAUGUUAGCUGACUAGCUAAUAAUCCUAGCUAGCUCAAAUUCAAGAGGUUGGAAUCUCAUUUGGAAGUGGUGAACAGUAAAUCAAUAAAAUAAACAUCGAUUCAAUUUAAUUAGCUUUCGACUUGCAGUGCACAGCUAGCUAGCUGCGUCGUUGGACUUACACCGGCAAGUCUGUUGUUACUGCAGAUUUGUGCUAGUAUGGGAUUGCUGUCACAAGGGUCUCCACUGAACUGGGAAGAGACUAAAAAGUACGCUGAUCAUGUUAGAAAACAUGGCAUCCUUCAGUUUCUCAACAUCUACAACAAGGUGAAAGAUCGGCAGAAGGAUGUGUUAAAAUGGGGUGACGAGGUGGAGUACAUGCUGAUAGCGAUGGAUGAGAAGGAUGAGAAGGUUCGCCUGGUGUUGAACGGAGCCGAGGUGCUCCACACGCUUCAGGACAAAGGUGAAAACACCAACCCAAACCACCCAACGCUCUGGAGGCCAGAGUACGGCAGCUACAUGAUCGAGGGCACCCCCGGGCAGCCGUACGGGGGGACCAUGUCCGAGUUCAACACGGUGGAGGACAACAUGGAGAAGCGCAGGAAGGAGGCCUCCUCUGUCCUCCAGGCACAUGAGACGCUCUGCACCAUUACGUCAUUCCCCAGGCUGGGCUGCCCUGGUUUCACCUCGCCAGAGUUCAAGCCCACUCCAGUUGACAAAGGGGCAUCCAAGUCUCUCUUUUUCCCAGACGAGGCUAUAAACAGGCACCCGAGAUUCAGCAAUCUGACUCGAAACAUCCGUCACAGGAGGGGGGAGAAGGUGGUGAUCAACGUGCCCAUUUUUAAGGACAAGAACACCCCGUCUCCAUUUGUGGAAAAAUUCCCUGAAGAUGACGGAGAGGCGGAAAGGGCGGCACUCCCUGACCACAUCUACAUGGACGCCAUGGGAUUUGGGAUGGGCAACUGCUGCCUGCAGGUAACAUUCCAGGCUUGUAGCAUUUAUGAGGCAAGGUACCUGUAUGACCAGCUGGCUACAAUAUGCCCGAUUGUGAUGGCCCUGAGCGCGGCCUCGCCCUUCUACAGGGGCCUGGUCUCCGACAUCGACUGCCGCUGGGGCGUCAUCUCCGCCUCCGUGGACGACCGCACGAAGGAGGAGCGGGGUCUAGAGCCCCUGAAAAACAACAAAUACCGAAUCUUUAAAUCCAGAUAUGACUCCAUCGACAGCUACCUCUCCCCCUGCGGAGAGAAAUACAACGACAUAGAUCUGACGAUAGACGAGGACAUCAACAAGCAGCUUCUGGACGCAGGCAUCGACAAACUGCUGGCUCAGCACGUAGCCCACCUUUUCAUCCGGGACCCUCUGAGCCUCUUCGAGGAGAAGAUCCACCUGGACGACGCCAACGAAUCGGACCACUUUGAGAACCUGCAGUCCACCAACUGGCAGACGAUGCGGUUUAAGCCACCGCCCCCGAAUUCAGACAUCGGCUGGAGGGUGGAGUUCCGCCCAAUGGAGGUGCAGCUAACAGACUUUGAGAACUCGGCGUAUGUGGUGUUUGUGGUUCUGUUGACCCGGGUAAUCCUGUCAUACAAGCUGGACUUCCUCAUUCCCCUGUCCAAGGUCGAUGACAACAUGAAAGUGGCUCAGAAGCGCAACGCGGUCCAGGAGGGCAUGUUUUACUUCCGGAAGGACAUUUUCAAGGGCUGCAGCCCGGUUCUGGACGGUUCCCCCGGCACCCCGAACGGCCUGGACAGCGACACGGCGGAGUACGCCCUGAUGAGCAUCGACACCAUCAUCAACGGAAAGGAGGGUGUGUUCCAAGGACUCAUACCAAUCCUCAACUGUUACCUGGAGAACAUGGAGGUGGAUGUGGACACGCGAUGCACCAUCCUCAACUACCUGAAGCUCAUCAAGAAACGGGCCUCUGGCCAGAUGAUGACCAUGGCUCGCUGGAUGCGGGAGUACGUGGCCCAGCACCCCGAGUACAAGCAGGACAGCGUCAUCACCGACAAGAUCAACUACGACCUGCUGCUGCGCUGCGACCGCAUCGCCAAGGGGGAGCUGCGCUGCCCGGAGCUGUUCGGAGACCCCGUCAACCGCCGCAACAAAUGAGCCCAAACGCCAGAGCGUUCACUCAGCUCCCCGCCCUCCCCAUCGAAAGCCCUUUCAGCAUGAAGACCAAAUACUGAACCUGAACAGAAGAAGAACCCGGGGUCCAAAUCCGCCGUUGACUUUUGACUGAAGCAAUUUUUAAACGACGCACACGCUGCAUGCUGUCGGCAGUGUUCAGCCCUGAUGUGUCCAAUUUGUAUAUAUCAGAUUUUUACAAUUUCACAGAUUAUUUUAGUAGCUGGGGAAAAACUAUUUCAAUCGAACAUGUAUGUAUAUAUUUUCUCUCAUGUUUGUGUUAGCUGUGUUCUCUGUUUGUGUGAGAUUAUUUAAGUAUGAGACACUAAGCUGUACAUUAGAGUUGAUUUAUCUUAUCAGUGACCUGUUACAUUGCUCUGCAAACAUUAACAACGGUGUGUUCCUACCAGCUUUCCUCUUCAUCUGUAUGUGAAAUUAAUUAUAUUUUUCCUUUUAAGCAUAAAUAUUUUGGCUUUGUACUGCAGUGUCUUUAGAAAGAUUGCUAUUUGUUCUUGCAUUGUACUGGAAAGCUUAAAACAGCAAGUAGUAGCCUAUUGAUAUUCCGGUGAGGGUUAUUGAUUGGCGAUUUAGAUAUAAAAGUAAUUCUGAAUAAAUUGUACUGAGUUGUACUGUC